UAUGUUUAGCCAAUUUUCCGAAAAAUUGCAAUUCACCCCCAUUCUAUUCCCCGACCUCUUCUAUUACGAUUUUACAAUUACGCACACUCUUGAGUCUUGACACUCCCUCGUCCCUCCAUAGGAAGAACCCUAAUCAGGCCAACUCCGUUCUUCAUCCAAUCAAAUUACCAGGUGUGAGAAAGAAAUUAACAAGUUGCAGAAAAUGGCUGCCAAAGAAGAUGUAAAGCAUCUUGAAGAAUGCUCUGUUUCCAAUGCAUUAGGAACGUGGGUUUUCUCCGUACUGGGUGCUUUGGUUGCUAUUCCUGUCGGAAUAAAGAGGAAGUCUCUUGCACCACUUGUAUUCUUCGGUACAACAGGCACGAUGUUGGACAUCAUAAUGGGAAUUAGUGCUUGUGAAAGAGAACAUGCAGAACGUCAAAUGAAGCUAUUGGAAGCACAAAAUCCUGCCUCUGAUGCUGAUGCUAAUGCCAAUGCUGAUGCUAAUGCUAAUGCUAAUGCUGAUGCUGUUGUACUAGAAUGAAACUAACACUUCCCUUUUGUUCUUUUGAUGACCCAACGGCCAAGAGGUAAACAUUAAUUGUAUCUUGCUAUCUUCUAACCAGCGAAUGUUUAGUUGGGAGGAAAAUAUUUUCCAGGUCAAUUGGUUUUCCAAUCUCCUUUGUUUGAUUUGUAAAGAGUGGAUUAUAGUUCUGCAAGGAUUGAAAUUAAUUUCCAUUUUUGAAGGAUGGAAUGUUAAACUUU
Molecule: messenger RNA, 741 nt
Organism: Beta vulgaris subsp. vulgaris (sugar beet)
Lineage: Eukaryota; Viridiplantae; Streptophyta; Magnoliopsida; Caryophyllales; Amaranthaceae
Exons: 3
Coding region: 203-520 (105 amino acids)
Source: RefSeq, a predicted model, not a curated record